UUGACGAAGAUUUCAAAGUCUACACAGUCAACAAAUUUUGGAGAGAAAAUAACAAACAAAAGAAAAAGAACGCUGGCUACCUAAUCCCGACAGAAGGACGAAUCAAACAAUUGCUUCUCUAUAUUUUGGAAUGUUGCGUUGGAUUCAACAACCCCAUUGCCAUUGGCCCCAUAAUUUUCUCUGCAUUAGUCCAAUCUUUCUUUUACAUUUAUCCUAGGAAAGAAAAACAAUAAACUAGACACUCUCACUAGACAAAAACAAGCACAAGAUCACCAAGAUCAAAUUAAAGUCAAAACCAAUAUUUCUCAAGGCCUAAAACUUUGAGGGCUAAUUGGAAAAACACAAACAAAACAAAAAUGGAGGCCUCAUCUUCUGUAGAAACCAAAUUGGCCACAGCAAAGACUGUUCUCUCAGCCGCAGCUUCUGUGGCUGCCACUGCUAUGCUUUUUCGAUCAAUAGCCCAAGAUUUCUUGCCCCAUGAAUUCCAAGGCUUGCUUUUCUCUGGCAUCAGAAGCUUCUUCAAUCGCUUCUCGUCCCAGAUCACCAUGGUUAUCGACGAGUUUGAUGGUCUCGUCAACAACCAAAUCUACGAGGCUGCAGAGAUCUACUUGGGUGGCAAAAUCUCACCCAACACACAAAGACUCAAGGUAUGCAAGUCCGAUGAAGAAAAGGACUUUACAGUCGCCAUGGAACGCAAUGAAGAAGUGAUGGAUAUCUUUAAUGGGGUUAAGCUCAAUUGGGUUUUAGUCUGUCGCCAAGUUGAGUCAAGAAGCUUUCACAACCCUCGUGAUCUCAAUUCCACACUACGCUCUGAGGUCCGAUCUUUCGAGCUUACUUUCCACAAGAAACACAAAGACAUGGUUUUGACUCAUUACUUACCCUACAUUGUACAAGAAGCAAAGUCCAAGAAACAAGAAAUCAAGUCAUUGAAGAUCUUCACUGUUAGCCCUGAUAGCAUGUACGGUAAUCUAGCAGACGUGUGGACCUCUACGAACCUUGAUCACCCAGCAACAUUUGACACGGUUGCCAUGGACUUAGAGAUCAAGAACUUUAUUCUCAAAGAUCUUGAAAGGUUUGUGAAGAGGAAGGAGUACUAUAGGAAGGUUGGGAAGGCUUGGAAGAGGUACUUGUUGUAUGGUCCUCCGGGUACUGGGAAAUCUAGCUUGAUUUCUGCAAUGGCGAAUUACUUGAAUUUUGAUGUCUAUGAUUUGAAGCUUACGGAGAUUCGGGUCAACUCGGAGCUUAGGAGGUUGCUCAUUGCAAUGGCCAACAAGUCCAUUUUGGUGGUGGAGGAUAUUGAUUGUACCAUUGAGUUUCAGGACCGAUCGGCAGAAACAGACUCUUCGUCACGCCACUCCCAACAGAGACAGGUGACAUUGUCUGGCCUGCUCAAUUUCAUUGAUGGGCUUUGGUCGAGUUGUGGCGAUGAGCGGAUUAUCAUUUUUACCACCAACCACAAGGACAAGCUAGACUCGGCAUUGUUGCGCCCAGGACGCAUGGAUGUCCACAUUCACAUGUCCUAUUGCACCCCAUAUGGAUUUACAGUUCUUGCUGCUAAUUAUCUUGGGAUUAAAGAGCAUGCACUGUUUGGAGAGAUUGAGGAGGCUAUUGGAACCACCCAAGUAACCCCAGCUGAAGUAGCAGAGCAACUGAUUAAGCACGACGAGCCUGACAUUGUUCUUAGGGGAUUGAUCGAAUUCCUCAAACUGAAAAGGAUAGAAAAUGAGGAAGCUAAGGCCAAAAAGAACGAAAUAGCAGAUCAAGGAGGAGAUGAAGAAAAGCAAAGUGAUCAAGAACAUGAGUGUGAGACAGUGAAAGAUAAGAAAUUAGAUAGUGACGAAAAAGGUGACAAUUAGAUUACUCUGUUAUCAUCAUUCUAUGAGAACUUAGAAAAAUAGGCCUAAAUUUCUUUUCAAAACAUGGGAAAAAAAAUGUGAGAGCAUGAAGUCUUAUUUGGAAUAUUACAUAAAUGACUUUUUACAAAGUGGCUUUGAAAAGCAAUUGUUUUA
Molecule: messenger RNA, 2009 nt
Organism: Quercus lobata
Lineage: Eukaryota; Viridiplantae; Streptophyta; Magnoliopsida; Fagales; Fagaceae
Product: AAA-ATPase At3g50940-like
Molecular function (GO): ATP hydrolysis activity; ATP binding
Source: RefSeq, a predicted model, not a curated record